GUUCACUCUGCUCUCAUCGCACUUAGUGCGACCCUGGCUGCUGCCGUCAAGCCCCUCACCGUCAAGGGCAAUGCCUUCGUCACCGAGGGCGGCGAGAAGUUCCAGAUCGUUGGUCUCGACUACCAGAUUGGCGGCAGCGCUGGCUACGAUCCCAAGCACAACAAGGAUCCCCUCAGCGACGCUGAUGUCUGCAUGCGCGAUGCUGCCCUCCUCCAGCGUCUUGGUGCCAACACCAUCCGUGUCUACAACUUGGACCCCAACCUGAACCACGAUGCUUGCGCCUCCAUCUUCAACGCCGCUGGCAUGUACAUGGUCCUCGACGUCAACUCUCCCCUGGUUGGCGAGAGUAUCUCCAGCUUCGAGCCCUGGACCAGCUACUACGCCGCUUACAUGAACCGCACCUUCGCCAUCGUCGAGGCUUUCAAGAACUACCCCAACACCCUGGCCUUCUUCUCCGGCAACGAGGUUAUGAACAACGUUGAGACCGCCAGGGAUGUCCCCCCUUACCUGCGCGCCAUCACCCGUGACUUGAAGAACUACAUCUCCAAGCACUCCGACCGCAAGAUUCCCGUCGGUUACUCCGCUGCUGACGUUCGCUCCAUUCUCGUCGACUCCUUCAACUACCUGACUUGCGCCGAGAACGGUGACGCCAACGACCCCAGCAAGGCCGACCUUUUCGGUCUCAACUCCUACUCCUGGUGCGGUGAAUCCAGCUUCAAGACGUCCACCUAUGACCAGCUCGUUGCCGACCUGAAGGAUACCUCUGUGCCCGUCUUCUUCUCUGAGUUUGGCUGCAACAAGGUUACCCCUCGCGUCUUCACCGAGAUUCAGUCCAUCUACGGCUCUGACAUGAACUCCGUCUUCUCCGGUGGUCUCGUCUACGAGUACAGCCAGGAGGACAACAACUACGGUAUUGUCAAGGUCAACGCCGACAAGUCUGUCAAGCUUCUCGUCGACUACGACAACCUGGCCACUCAGUACAAGAAGGUCGACUUCAAGACCCUCCAGGCUACCAAGGCUUCCUCUUCCUCGCCCAAGGCUCCCAAGUGCGACUCUUCUCUGAUCACCGAGAAGGGCUUCAACAACAACUUUACCCUGCCUGCCGUCCCCCCUGGCGGUCAGGAUCUGAUCGACAACGGCAUCAGCCCCAAGCCUUCCGGCAAGAUCAUCACCAUCUCUGACUGGUCCGUCAAGUACAAGGUCUACGCCUCCGACGGCACCACCGAGCUCACCAACCUCGCUGUCUCCCCUCUGUCUGGCGAUGACUCCAACACACCCGGUACCAACACCGCCGGCGGAACCCAGGCCGCCACUGGCACUGGUGCCGCUGCUACCAGCACCCCAACCUCUACUGGCGGCGCUACCAGCGCUGGAAUUUCCUUGCGUCCUGAGGUCAUGGCCUUGGCUGCCCCUCUUCUUGCUCUUCUUUUCUUGUAA
Messenger RNA from Colletotrichum gloeosporioides, 1437 nucleotides. Its product is annotated as 1 3-beta-glucanosyltransferase gel2. Gene Ontology annotation, cellular component: fungal-type cell wall; cytoplasm. The transcript has a single exon. Gene Ontology annotation, biological process: fungal-type cell wall (1->3)-beta-D-glucan biosynthetic process. Gene Ontology annotation, molecular function: 1,3-beta-glucanosyltransferase activity. The annotation marks the transcript as partial. The record is from RefSeq and is a predicted model, not a curated record. NCBI's taxonomy places the organism in Eukaryota, Fungi, Ascomycota, Sordariomycetes, Glomerellales, Glomerellaceae.